Geodia barretti is the source of this 564-nucleotide messenger RNA. NCBI's taxonomy places the organism in Eukaryota, Metazoa, Porifera, Demospongiae, Tetractinellida, Geodiidae. The record is from the annotation of a GenBank genome assembly.
CUGCCGCACUUCAUCUCCUGGGUGGUGCUGGGCGGCAUCAUCAAGGAGCUGCUGUCUCCGCAGCGCGGGGUGGUGCCGUACCUCAUGGCCGCCGUCGGGCUGGAGCCCAUCAACUUCCUGACCAACCCCCCGACGUUUCCGGGCGCUGCUGGUGGCGACCGGCGUCUGGCAGGGUGUCGGCUUGGGGUUCGAUCAUCUACCUGGCCGCGCUGUCGGGGAUCGACCCCGAGCUCUACUGAGAGCGCAACCGUCGACGGCGCGAACCGGCUGCAGACCGCGCUGCGCGUGACGUUGCCGGCCCUGAUCCCGGUCAUGACGAUCCUGUUCCUGCUGCAGAUAGGCAACAUCCUGGAACAGGGAUGGGAUCAGAUCUUCAACCUGUACAACGACGUGGUGGUGUCGGUCUCCGACGUGUUCGAGACACUGGUCUACCGGUCUGGCAUCGAGGGUGCCAAGUACUCUUACGCCACCGCCAUCAACCUGUUCCAGAACGUCGUCGGGUUCGUGCUGCUGAUCGCGGCCAACCAGAUCGUGCGCCGCUACAACGAGUACUCGAUCUGGUGA